AUCUGCUUCCUCUGAGACGAUGACUCUGGAGCUCUGAUCUUCAUCACUGGGGUUACCUCAGCAUCCAGACUCUUACAACACGUCUUAUCUAAACUACAAAGCAAACACAAAGGGACAGGUCAGAUGUUACAUUAUGUGCAGAAUCAUUCGGCGGGAGUCGAUAAUAACAUGAUGAUGAAGAUGGCGGAGGAAGUGACAGGCACCGUGAAAUGUCCCGUCUGCGCUGGGGAUUUUAAGUCCAGUGAAAUUAACUCUCACUUGGAUAAAUGUUUGGACAACGAGGAGGAUUUCCGAGCCAGUGACGGACCUCCGGCUAAAAAGUCCCGCGAUAGCAGCGAGGCUAAAAGCAGCUCUGGAGCUGUUGAAGCUGGAGCUGGGGCUAGUGGAGCGGAAGUGAAAGCUAAUCGAGCUGCAGGUGCCGUGUUUUCAGUGUUCAACAACAAGAAGCCGUUUUCAUCCACCAAACAGCCGGCUGCUGAAGAAGGUAUGACACGCGGUACCUCGUCGCCUCGCAACGCGCACGCAAGCGCCACACUUCCGGGUUUGGAUUCAGGAAACCGAAAGCAUUGUGAUGAAGCUGAGAUGCUGAACCAAAAGCUGCUGAGCUCGGACAAGCCUCUGGCCGAGAAGAUGAGGCCCAGCACCCUGGAGGAGUACUUUGGUCAGAAUAAAGUGUUAGGAGAACAGACACUGCUCAGGGCUCUGCUGCAGUCACAGGAAGUUCCCUCUCUGAUCCUGUGGGGACCUCCGGGAUGUGGAAAGACGACUCUGGCCCACAUCAUUGCCAGCUCCAGUAAAAAGAAAGGCACGGCUCGCUUCGUGACUCUCUCAGCCACCAGCACGUCGACUAGUGAGGUGCGAGAGGUGAUCAAACAGGCACAGAACGAGCUCCGACUCUGCAAGCGGAAAACCAUCCUCUUCAUUGAUGAGAUACAUCGCUUUAACAAAUCCCAACAGGACACCUUUCUUCCUCACGUGGAGUGCGGGACGAUCACGCUGAUCGGAGCAACCACAGAGAACCCGUCCUUUCAGGUGAACAGUGCUCUGCUGAGCCGCUGCAGGGUUCUGGUCCUUGAGAAGCUGAGCGUGUCGGCGAUGAGCUCGAUAUUACGCCGGGCCGUGGAUUCACUAGGGCUGAUUGUGUUGCCAGACGACUGCUCAGGACCGGACUGCUCGGCAGAGAGACAGGUGUGUAUCGAGCAGAAGGCCCUGGACACCAUCGCUCACCUGUGUGACGGAGACGCUCGAGCGGCUCUCAACGGCCUACAGCUGGCCGUGCAGGCGUGUGUGAACAAGACCCUCAGCGCAGAAACACACACUCCUCAGAAGACCGUGGUCCAGGAGCAGCAUGUCAAAGAGGGUUUACAGAGAUCUCACAUCCUCUACGACAAAGCAGGUGAGGAACACUACAACUGCAUCUCAGCCCUGCAUAAGUCAAUGAGGGGUUCAGAUGAAAACGCUGCCCUCUACUGGCUGGGCCGGAUGUUGGAGGGAGGUGAGGACCCGUUGUACGUGGCACGCAGGCUGGUGCGCUUCGCUAGUGAGGACGUAGGUUUGGCUGAUCCUGCUGCACUCCCUCAGGCCGUGUCUGCGUUCCAAGCCUGCCACUUCAUCGGCAUGCCUGAGUGCGAGGUGAUCCUAGCACAGUGUGUGCUCUACCUGGCCAGGGCUCCUAAGUCUAUCGAAGUGUAUAAUGCUUAUAACAGUGUUAAGGCCUGUCUGAGGAACCACAAAGGCCCGUUACCCCCAGUGCCGCUUCACCUCCGCAAUGCUCCCACCAAGCUAAUGAAGGAGCUAGGCUACGCUAAAGGCUACAAAUACAAUCCAGCAUUCAAAGGGCCAGUGGACCAAGAAUAUCUCCCUGAGGAACUCCGCGGCAUCAACUUUUUCACCUGGACACCAUCUGACUGAUGAACUCAUACCACUUUUUGUACGUGGGAGUGUUAGCUGCUAUAUUUACACUUUUAUUGUCUAACUAAUAAUCAUACAAUUUGCACUUAAAUGUCAUGUGUGGCUUUUGUUCAUGAUUUCUGUUCUUUCUCGCUUUUGCACUAUUGUUUUUUGUAAUUAGCAUACUGUAAAGCUUAAUUGUACUUAAUUGUAAUUAAAUAACUUUACUUAAAAAAAGACAUUUUUCUUGUUUUGUCA
This is a messenger RNA of Hemibagrus wyckioides, 2148 nucleotides long. It is a transcript of the gene wrnip1, whose product is annotated as WRN helicase interacting protein 1. The coding region runs from base 124 to 1911 and encodes 595 amino acids. Gene Ontology annotation, cellular component: nucleus. The transcript is spliced from 8 exons. The record is from RefSeq and is a predicted model, not a curated record. Gene Ontology annotation, molecular function: ATP hydrolysis activity; enzyme activator activity; ATP binding. Gene Ontology annotation, biological process: regulation of DNA repair; DNA-templated DNA replication; DNA repair. NCBI's taxonomy places the organism in Eukaryota, Metazoa, Chordata, Actinopteri, Siluriformes, Bagridae.